Penicillium bovifimosum is the source of this 2943-nucleotide messenger RNA. Its product is annotated as SPO22/ZIP4 family meiosis protein. The transcript is spliced from 18 exons. Bases 1 to 2943 code for a protein of 980 amino acids. NCBI's taxonomy places the organism in Eukaryota, Fungi, Ascomycota, Eurotiomycetes, Eurotiales, Aspergillaceae. The record is from RefSeq and is a predicted model, not a curated record. Gene Ontology annotation, biological process: regulation of synaptonemal complex assembly; meiotic cell cycle.
AUGGAUCCAGUGCGCUCUCCAGCUGCGAGCUUGGAAGAACUCGGCCUCCUCUUGCAGAGAGUGCUGAACACGGAUUCCUCGCCGACAGCCCCCAUUCUCACUCCAGAUGCCCUCCUGGAACUCAACAAUUCCCUCAACACGAAUCCAUUCAAUCCCGUGGACACAGGAUUGGCAGCUAGCCGGCUUGAUAGGCAGGCUACGAACCUCUGGAAUCGCUGCACCGUCAUGACGGCUUCACAUGGUAGUAAUCCAGAGAACUUGCGGAUGCUUGCAAAAGUCAGGGCUUUCGCCUUUGCCCUGUUGAACAGUUCCCAGGCACCUGAUCUUCUGGGCUUGAUUCGAGCCGUUGAACUGGGUUUCGUCGCUACACGCCUUUGCAUCGUGAACGGAGAAUCAGAGCUCGCAGUGAAUAUCAUAACAGCGGUAGGUGAUAAGCUCAAUCGUAUCCAGGACUCUCAUCCCGAGGUUGAUCCGAGCGUCAAUCGUGGUCUUUUGACUGCAUUCUACCUGCUUCAUGUCCGCCUGGCCUGGCUGCAAGGCCUCCUAGAUGCGGUCGAUAUUUUCUGGGCCAACGUGCCCGAGCCAACCACGGUGCGACAUAGACAGAUGGCCUUCGAAUCUUGUUUCAUCAUGGGUGACCAGGCACUUGCACAGCAGUAUCAUGAGCUCGCGGUGACAUGGCUUCAGAGGGCCUUGCACCACUUGCAAGAACUGGAUGUCGACCAUGGUUCGGCCUUUCCGUUUUUCAACGAGUGGGAUCUCGUUAUUCGACAUUCGCUUGUCGUGGCUUGCACGAAACUCCAAACCCCCGGGCCGGCCACCACCCGCAUGACUCAAAUGAUCAUUCUGAAAGAGCGCUACCCAGAACACCCGUCUGUCGUUCUUCUUGAGCUCUCUUCCAAAGAUGAGACUACCAGCGUCGAGGACUUACUUAAAGGUCUGCAAGGAUUCGUUGAAAAUAAUCGCCUAACGGACUUGAAUAUGCCUGUUAUCUAUCAAUUCGCCCGAGGCUUGGGCUACAGAGGUGGUUUGGAAGACGGAAUGGAAGCACUUCGAAUUUUGCUCGCGCGUCCUAUGCCAUCGCAUGAUUGGACGGAGAAAUGCUUCCUUGCUUUCGCUCUGCUGACGAGCAGACGGCCAGAUACUGGCUUGGACGGUAUGGGGGGCCUGUGGUUUCUGAUCGAUGACCUGGACAAGCGUGGAUUUUCUGAUUUUAGCACCGGAGCAGCUCAUGCCAUCGUUGCUUGCGUCUGGAAACUUAUAGGUGCUGCCAUUCAAAAACAUGAGUUCUGGGAAGCACGGGAAUGGCUUUCCAUUUGCGCAUCUCCCAAAAUCAGGCACGCCUGCUCGACGGAUUUCAUCAUCGCUAUUCAAAAGAAAUUGAUUACAUGCCACAUGCUUGACGGCAGCUUGGCAGAUGCUCGUGAGCUGUUGGCCCGUGGUCUUGUCCAAGACCAACUUGAUCUCCAGAGGAUGUACCUGGAGUUUAAACUGACUAUGAUGGAGGGGAAGAAUACCAACAAUUUCUUCGUGCUCGGUUUCUCUGAACAGCCCGAUUCACAGAAACAACUGGCUGUGUUGUCCUGUGCAAUGGAAGCCUACAGACUGCGCAAGUCAAGUGCCCUGCUCACUUGCCUGGAGCAAUUUCAGAAAUUCAUGACCCGGAAAGAAAUCUACCAUGAGGAUUUCACUGCUGCGGAGCACUACACGUUUGUAAUCACUCUUCUUCUGAAAGAGUUAUCCCACGGGUUCAGCUACCGGCUUGGUGAAUUGAUCAAGAAUGUUACCCACCUUGCUUUGAAUUAUGCCAGAGAAAACAGCGGGAUCGAAGGUGGCCCCACGACGGUCUCGAUCACUCAAGUCCAAUGGCUCUAUCGCACGACUUACGAGAUCGCCCGGAAACUCCUCAAAUCUCCUGGUCUCGAAUGGGCUACCACCAUUUUGCAAUACUCCAGAAAGUUUGCAGAUCUGUAUCGAUCCAUUGCAUAUCCUGGUAGCGAAGCCGGAGUGCCACGGCCACAUUUCUUUGCAGUCGCUUACCUUGAUCUUCUUGCUGAGGCCGCCGAGGCUCGUGGCGAGGUCGAUCCAGGUAGAAAGGGCGAUCAUACUGACAAGAACCAGAAAAUAAACUGGGAGAAGGUGCGCGUUGUUUUCAGGGAACUCAAUGAUCUAUCUGGCUGGUCCGACGGGGAGGAAGAGGCGAAGGUUGACACGGAGGCCAAAGAAGCCAGACAGCUUACCAAUGCGCGAUUCUUUGACCUGGAAGCGGCAAUGCACCUGGGGCGCUGGGAAGAUGUCGCCCAAAUAUGUGAAUCCAAUGAUACGUUUCCGAUGUCGUGGUUUUAUCCACCGCUCGUGGAUUUGACUCUCAAGCUGGACCUGCCUCCUGCUUUGGCGAUCAAAAUACUCAAGCAUGUCGUUCGCAACCGUGAGGAUUCUCUGUGCGAGGCACCAGCCACCGCUAUCGCCGAACGGGUCAAUUUCCACACGUCUCUCCCACGCUACUUGCACUGCAUCUUCAUGCUGGCAAUCUCGCCAGAUCCCGCGCCAGCUCCCGUGGCUGCUGAUGGUUUUCCAGAUGUGAAUAUGGUCGAUGCCAAGACAGCCGAGGAGGUGAUCGACCGAGUCCUCAGUAUUGUGGAACAAGGCACAGGCAUCAAUUCUGAGGAAGAAAGCCAGCUAGAUAGCGGCGAUAACCUUCGCGUGAAUGUGCCAGAUUCGGGGCUUUACCCAUUCCAGGGAAAUUACCCGACUCCGGAGCUGACCAAGAUGGCGACCCUGACGUUCAAUAGGGCGACAGACUACUACCGCGUGGUACAGGAUGAGGUCUGUAAGCGGUGGGCAAAUAAAGCCAUACGCCUUGCACAUCAAGUGCCUGGGCCGGAAGGCCAAUGGUUAGCCGGGACACUUCAGGCCAAGCUGGAUAACCUGAUGCUGCUUUGA